This is a messenger RNA of Oryza sativa Japonica Group (Japanese rice), 925 nucleotides long. The record is from RefSeq and is a predicted model, not a curated record. Lineage: Eukaryota; Viridiplantae; Streptophyta; Magnoliopsida; Poales; Poaceae.
CUCUGCACCUCUGCAGUCUGCACACACGCACAAGAAUCGAGUGAGCCAGAGUUGAGAGUUCGUUCCAUCUCCCUUCGCUCGCCACGUGGCAGCCGCUAGUCCUUAUCGCCGCCGCCGCCCACCUCGCCAUGGCGCCGCCACCCGCCGCCGCCGCCGCCGUGGACGGAGUCGGGGUCGGGGUCGGGGCGCACAGCGUGUUCGUGUACGGGAGCCUGAUGCAGGACGAGGUGGUGCGCACCAUCAUCAAGCGCGUCCCGCCCUCCUCCCCGGCGCUCCUCCCCAACUACCACAGGUUCAACAUCAAGGGUAGGAUUUAUCCUGCAAUCCUACCUGUUCAAAGCAAGAAAGUUGCUGGCAAGGUCAUCACCGGUGUUACUGAUGCAGAGCUCCAGAUUCUGGAUGAAUUUGAAGAUGUGGAGUACGUGAGGACAAGAGUUGAGAUAUCAUUAACUGAUACUUCAGAGACAAUGCUUGCUGACACCUAUGUAUGGGCUGAUGCAGAGGAUCCAAAUCUUUAUGGUGAAUGGGAUUUUGAGGAAUGGAAGAGGUUGCACAUGAAAGAUUUCCUUGCGAUGACCCACGGGUUCAUGGAUGGCCUCGAACAGCCUGAAUCCAAGUCCAGGGUUGAAACCUACCAAUCAUUCAUGCAGGAAAUCCAACAGCCUGGGACGACGACGACGACGACCCAGGUUGAGAUUUGAAGGACUACAUUGCAAUAUUCGCCAAUAGCCGAUAUAUAUAGUGAAAUGGCAGUUCGCUGUAUUAGCAUGUUAGUAUGAAAUAACCCAUCUCCUCGAGAGUGUAAUCUUUAUACUUUAUAGCAUCAUCCAUUAAUAAUACAUGUAAGAAUAAAGUUUCUACUGUGAUUUCUGUUGGUCCAAUGUGUGCUGGUGAAGUGGUGAUUCAUGAUCUUUAGCAUAGGUUA